GGAAUAGCGGUGGGGAAAAAUAAUGCUGUCACGUCUGUUCGGCCGCGGCUCGUUUCUCGAGUUGAGUGUCUGAGCGGAGCGCCGCGAGUCGGACUUACACACGGAGAAGACGCGCACACACACAGCCAUGGCAGAAAACGCCGGCUUGGAAAAUCAUCGCAUUAAGAGCUUUAAAAACAAGGGCCGAGAUGUCGAGACUAUGCGAAGACAUCGUAAUGAAGUAACAGUCGAACUGAGAAAGAACAAGAGAGAUGAGCACCUACUGAAGAAACGCAACGUUCCACAGGACGAAAGUCUCGAGGACUCCGACGUAGACGCCGACUUCAAGGGGCAAAAUGUAACGCUAGACGCCAUCUUACAGAAUGCCACCAGUGACAACGCAGUAGUACAGCUCAGCGCUGUACAAGCAGCCAGAAAACUACUCUCCAGUGACAGAAACCCUCCCAUCGAUGACUUGAUAAAAUCUGGGAUUCUACCCAUCCUCGUCAAAUGCCUGGAGAGGGACGACAAUCCCUCGUUGCAGUUUGAGGCUGCCUGGGCUUUGACUAACAUCGCGUCGGGGACCUCGGCACAGACGCAGGCUGUAGUCAAAUCCAAUGCUGUUCCCUUGUUUUUGAGACUGCUCCAUUCCCCUCAUCAGAAUGUGUGUGAGCAGGCCGUGUGGGCCCUGGGCAACAUCAUUGGUGAUGGGCCACAGUGUCGAGACUACGUCAUUUCACUGGGCGUGGUUAAACCCCUUUUGUCGUUCAUCAAUCCCUCCAUCCCCAUCACUUUCCUGAGGAACGUCACCUGGGUCAUCGUCAAUCUGUGCCGAAACAAAGACCCGCCCCCACCCAUGGAAACAGUACAGGAGAUCCUCCCUGCCCUAUGUGUACUCAUAUACCACACAGACAUAAAUAUUCUUGUAGAUACAGUGUGGGCUUUAUCGUACCUAACAGAUGGAGGAAAUGAGCAGAUACAAAUGGUCAUAGACUCAGGUGUCGUCCCCUUCCUUGUCCCCCUGCUCAGUCACCAAGAGGUCAAAGUUCAGACUGCAGCACUGAGGGCAGUGGGUAACAUUGUGACAGGGACGGACGAGCAGACUCAGGUGGUGCUCAACUGUGAUGUGCUCUCCCACUUCCCCAAUCUGCUCACACACCCCAAAGAGAAGAUCAACAAGGAGGCCGUGUGGUUCCUGUCCAACAUCACCGCAGGGAACCAGCAGCAGGUGCAGGCUGUGAUAGAUGCAGGGCUCAUCCCCAUGAUCAUACACCAGCUGGCCAAGGGAGAUUUUGGCACACAGAAAGAGGCCGCAUGGGCCAUCAGCAACUUAACAAUAAGUGGAAGGAAAGAUCAGGUGGAGUACUUGGUGCAGCAGAAUGUGAUCCCGCCUUUCUGUAACCUGCUCUCGGUGAAGGACUCGCAGGUGGUCCAGGUGGUUCUGGAUGGCCUGAAGAAUAUCCUGAUCAUGGCUGGCGAGGAGGCUAGCACCAUCGCUGAGAUCAUUGAGGAGUGCGGAGGACUGGAAAAGAUUGAAAACCUGCAACAGCAUGAAAAUGAGGACAUCUACAAACUAGCGUUUGAAAUCAUUGAUCAGUACUUUUCAGGAGAUGAUAUUGAUGAGGAUCCAAGUCUGAUCCCUGAAGCAACACAAGGAGGCACGUUCAACUUCGACCCGACAUCCAACCUCCAAACCAAGGAGUUUAAGUUCUAAUAGAGCCAAGUUAGAACUUGAAUCGGGCGGGAUCUCCUGCUGCUGUCUUUCCCCGCCACCCCUCACCACGAUCCAACCAUCACGUAUCAACCUGCAACUCACUAACCUGACAAAACCAAUCAAGAUGCAUAAAAACUACAGGUGUAAAUUGCACUGAAGGAUACGAAUAUCUCUCUCGAGCGUCUCCCGAAGUUGGAGUGAAGUCUACACAUUUCGUAAGAAGAGGGAGGAGACACAACCUCUUUACUCAUAAUGCAAUUGCCAAAAGAGAAAAAAAGAAAUUUCUGCUGUUUUGCUCACUAGCACAUACACAAACACACAGACUUGAGUCAUAUAUGUGCAUCAACAUUUCUAGAAACUUCUAACGUUCUUCUACCAGCCAUCAUAUCAGCCGAUUUGGAAGAUGGGAGGGGGAAAAAAGACGAACCAGUUUUUUUUUUGUUGUUGUCGUUGUUUAUUAUUUCUCUUCCAGCAAAUUUCUCUCAUUAGGACGUCACAGCCCGAUGUCGAUGUUGAUUUUAGAGUGCUAGGACAGACACCCUUCAUUAAGACAUCCAGCCUCUGCUCUGCUAAGCCAUGUGGAACAUGCUUCUCCUUCUCUGAGGUGUCUGUGGACUAGUCUGUGGAGCAGUUCAUCCAGCAAGCGGGGGUCUUUUUUUUUUUUUUUUUUUUUUUUUUGUUUUUCUUCUUCUUCUUUUUUUCCCUUCUUUUAAAUUGUGUGCAAAUAGCAUGUACGCUAGCACUGAUUCUUCUUUUUUUUGUUUUUAUGAAGUCAUCAUGGAACUGUGAUGUGUAUAUGGAAAGUGGAAAAAUAACACAAAAUCAAGAAAUCACACAAAACAAAUGUACAUACUCUAACCCAGUGGAGUCAUUUAACCCGCGAACGUCCCAACAAGUAUGUUUUUUUUUUUCUUGGCAUGGUAACCAGUGCCAUCUGAGAAGAGGAACAGGUGGAGUCAUCAUUAAACAUAGCAAGGCGUAAAUUCAACAAGACUUUUUGAGGGACGCCACUGUCCCCUUUCAAAGUGUUUGUGGACUUUCUGGAUUGUUCAGUAUCACGCACUUGAUGAUUUGGGAGUAAUUUUACUGCUUCAUAACCACGGAGGUUCGUACACGGACAAACGCCAAAAGGUUGUUAUGCCCAUGCGCAGUUUUAUCAUUUCUCCCCGUCCACCACACAUGGAGAGAAUAUAUUUUCUCUAUGUUUAAAAAAAUGUAGGCUUAAAUCAUCAGCAGAGAGAAACUUUGCAGAAGUGAUUGAACUGAGAUUAUUUUUUUCAUUUUCUGUGGUGGAGCUUCCACAUUUGCAGCUUGGAUUCAGUCUUAUAUGCACACUUUUGUCGUCCCUAUAUAAAUAUUAUUAUUAUUAUUAUUAUUAUUAUUUUGGCUAAACGUACUUGGAAAGCGACAUUCGCUUGAUGUAUACACAAGCAAUGGAAAAUGGAGCUCCAUGGCAGUGCUGUUUCUGUUUGUUAGAUUUAUUUGCUACACAAUGUAACUGUACAAACUAAAAAAAAGUAUCUUUCUUGUGUAAAGUAUAAACCGAAAAAGCUGCCACACGUUAGACGUUUGACGGGACACUUGAGAACAAUAAUAACAUUUGUGUUACUGAUUCACAGUUAAUUGGGGACUUUGUUUUGUCUUUUUAAGAUUGACAUUGUGAGGGCAAAUAAUUUUGUUGGAAUGGGCUAUGUUGUAUGUUUUUGUCCCUUAGCAUUUAAUUGUAAAGGGAUGUAGUGAAAACAAACAUUUACAUUUGGACUAAUGUAGUUGUGGUUUGGCUGCAGACUACUGACGAAGAGGAUUUGAGGACAAAUGGCAGCCCUGGUGUUUUCUUUCUUUCUUUUUUUUUUUUUUUUUUUGGAAUUAUCCAUUUAUUAUUGAUGAACAAAGGCCUGCAUAAGUGUGAAAUUCAUGAACUUAUGUAGACACUUAUUUAAAAAAAAAAAACAAAAAAAAAACGAGCCACUUUAAAGAAUUAAAAUUUUUUUGUCUUGUAUCAGAAACUGAUACAAGCUUAUUGCUGGUUGCAAGAUUUUUACUUGCUGAAGAAAAGAUUAAAAAAACAAUGAGAAAAAAAAAAACUGCGACAGAUCGCAUUUUGGCCUCCGAUUGUUUGUAUCUUUUUAUAAAUUUUAGCGUUGAAACAGUCUUUAAGGUGGCUCAUCUGUAUUUUUUUCAACUCCUGUGCAUAUUAAAGAUGAACGAGUUGAAAUUCAUUGUGCCUUUUUUUUUUUCAUUUUGACUAAAUGAGCUAAAAGCAGAGCAAAUCUUAAUAGUGCUAGGCAGUGGAGGUGUUUUUAAAAAAAAAAUGGGGUCUGUCAGGUGUCAUGUCUCCUUUUCUCUGGAGUGUUUUUUUUUUGUUUGUUUUUCUUUUUUUUUUUUUUUUUUUUUUUCUUCCUUUUUUUCUUUGAGCCACUUUACAGUGAGGCUCUUUGCUGUGCUCUGGACUAUACAGUAAUUCUAUUUCAAUUCUAUGCUGAUUCUCCUGGCUGACUUGUAAUUGUUCCCUUUCAUUCUCCUUCAUUGACAUUUUCCCCCUAUGCACUACCACUACCCACAAUUCCACUGCUAUCCAGUUUACCACUUUUACAACUCUCCACAGCAACACGACAUAUUUCACUUCUCACUCCCUCAGGACGUGCUUUAUGUAUGGAUUAUCCUAACCAAAAUAAACUUGCUGUUAGCCAUCUGUUCUUUA
Messenger RNA from Pangasianodon hypophthalmus (striped catfish), 4394 nucleotides. It is a transcript of the gene kpna3, whose product is annotated as karyopherin alpha 3 (importin alpha 4). Gene Ontology annotation, molecular function: protein binding; nuclear import signal receptor activity. Gene Ontology annotation, cellular component: nucleoplasm; cytoplasm; nucleus. The transcript is spliced from 17 exons. Bases 128 to 1693 code for a protein of 521 amino acids. The record is from RefSeq and is a predicted model, not a curated record. Lineage: Eukaryota; Metazoa; Chordata; Actinopteri; Siluriformes; Pangasiidae. Gene Ontology annotation, biological process: NLS-bearing protein import into nucleus.